Molecule: messenger RNA, 723 nt
Organism: Brenthis ino (lesser marbled fritillary)
Lineage: Eukaryota; Metazoa; Arthropoda; Insecta; Lepidoptera; Nymphalidae
Source: the annotation of a GenBank genome assembly
AUGAGUGCUAUUAUUGACAUCGACGCAAUUCUAUCCGAAAACGAGCAAUGGAAGAAGUUAGAAGAAGAAUGGGGAGUACCAAUAGAUCUAGAAGUUGAUACAGAAGACGACACGCCCAGAAUGAGACCAGUUUUUAGCACAUUAAAUCUGAAAUCACCCACAUUUGACUCAUCAUUCCUGUUCAAGAAAGUUACAAGGAAGCUUGGAAGGCAGUUAUCUAAGCGAUCUACAACAUCUGCGCUAGAAUAUAAUGAUUUCAUCAGCCACUUACGAUAUGAUCCAAGCAAGGAAUCUUCCAAACAGUUCUAUUUUGUUAACGGCCAAAUAAUGUCAGCCGCGUCCAUUGAUGAUAUAUGUGAAAAAAUAGAUGAUAUAUUUAAAUCUAUAGAGCAGCUUUCAACAAGUACUAUUAAGAAGAAAAAUGUUCCAGAUGUUGUUCAGUGUAGUAUUUCAGCAACGGACUUGUCUUUUGACGAUACGUUGGAAGAGACGAAUUAUAGUGAAAUAGAAAAGCACAUAGAUGAAGCUUUUGAGCAGUUUAAUUCAAAUAUAUCAGGUAUUGAAGGUAUAGAUCAAACGACGAUAGAUUCUGUGACGUCAUUAGUUAGAAAGUUUAGUAACGCUUUAAAUAAUCCAGUGAGCAAUUGUAGUCCACGGAGAAGGAAAGAGUGUUGUGAAAAGUUUAGAGAAUUAGCUGAUUUUUGGAAAAAUCGCGCCUUUGAA